GAAGGGUUACUAAGGUCCUCAACAUAGCAACAACAAGAACCAAGAUGGAGUCCAGACGAAGAUAGCAGAACGCUCAGAAAAUACACCGAGAAAAAUUCGCAGUUUAAAAUAUAUCAGUUAAAAAUGUCGCAUACACGUUUGCCGCCUCUUCCGCCGUCAUUGUCAAGUCAAGCACAAAUAGCUAAUAAAGUGCCCAAGCAAUACAAUGGGUUAAGUGGGCCAAGUUAUUCCUUAACGUCUGCUAAUGGUGCACAGAAAUACACUCUCCCUCCGGCCCUAGUUCUCCAGCCUAAUGUUGACACAAGGGCUGGAACCCUGGAUACCUGGCCUGCCCACGCCCUUGGCCCAAGUGCUCCAGACCUUAAUCCUGGUGCUGUUAAACAGUCGACCGAGUUUAUGCCUAAGGGUGUCCAUAAACCCAAAUUCCUGGAGCAGCUUGAGGCGUUUUUACAGAAGGAGUUAAGGUCCCUGGACUGUACAGAGAUGGUGCCAAGUGAAAAAAGGCUACAGGCAUUUAGAGAGGUGUUUGAGUACCUGAUAGAAGACUUCAAGACCUAUAAACCUCUGCUGUCAGCCAUCAAGCAUGAAUAUGAGAUGAUGCUCAUUCACCAGAGGGAAAGAAUUCGAGAUCUGGAACCUCUCAAGGCGAUGUUAGUUACUGUCUCUGAGCAGUGUGAGAAAAAACUGUUCUCCAUGAAACAAGAAGAGAAGUCUGACAUGAUAGAUAUGAGAAAGGAAAACCUGAAACUCCAGAGGACUAUAGAACAGCUGAGAGAGGACCAGGUUUCCUUAAAGGUACAGGUUGAAAAACUGCAAGAGGAGGUCGGUGCGGAAUACCUUCGAUACAGAAAUGAGUGUGAUGCAAGGAAAAUGUUGAUCGCCGACAUCAAUGAGCUGAAAUACCAGCAGGAAGACUCCAAGACAAGUACUGACGAGGAAGGGGAGGGGAAGGAGGAUGUCACAUUCCUCAAACUGGCACUCAAGAAAGCGAGGGAGGAUCUUGAUGCUAAGAACUACAAACUUGCCAAGAUGGAGUCAGACUAUGGCGACGUUGUUCCCAGACGAGACUUCGAGAAGCUGGAAGCUCAGUGUGCGAAACUUCAAAAAGACACCGAGCAGUUCACAUCAGAUCACCAGAAGCUGAUGCAAGAACACAAUGCUCUAUUGGAAGUAUAUAACAAAGUUUUGGAGCAGCGUGACCAGUUUUCUCUCGAUAACGAUGCCAUGCGACGGAGUGCGACCCCAAGGCCAAGAUGGGACAAAUGUGGACAGUAUGUGGAGGGUGGCCCGGACAGAUGGAAUGAGUUAUCCCAGAACCGGACAAGUGAUGAGCUGGUUGACGUGCUGUUGGCCGAGAUGACCGGACAGGACGUGUCUCAGAUACAGUCCGGCGCGUCCACCGGGGCCGAGUACUUUGAUGGCCAGGGAACUGGUCCCGAGGUUCCACGCUUCUUGCGCUUCGAGGGUCAAGUACGUAACCGCCGACUUGGCAAACGCGACACUUCUCUUCUGAUCAAAGACAUCUGGCAAGAGAAAGCGGCUCACGAUGCCGAGAAAGUGGAAGGCGAGCGGAGCGACCUGGGCGAGUUCCUCUACACAUAUCUGCAGCGUCGGUUUGGCAUCGAAAACAUGAUCAUUGAAUGGGGAUAUAACCUGUACGACGCAUGCAACCGGUACAACCAUGACCCCAGGAUAGGGCUGUUCUACGGCAUUCUACAAAAAGAGGUUGACGAGGCUGUCUACCACGAUCAGCUGGUCAUGCUCGAGAAACUCUACAACGCUCUGACAAAGGCGGACCUGGCGUCGGGAAAUCAGGGCUCGUUAUCGCGUGCAGAUUUCGAGCAAAGCAUGCGAGCUUUCUUCACCCUCAAAGACGACGAGUCCAUCACGGCCCUUAUCAAAGCGGCGGAGCAGGAGUCCCCCGGUGACGCCAUUACGUACAAGAACCUUUUCACCGAGGACGAAGAAGGCCGUGCUGGCCCGUUUGUUGACAAGGUGCGCGAUCAGGACAAGGUUGAACAGGCCUUGUACGUCAAGGAAGUGGAGAACGCCCUCGGUGGCGCUAGCGAGGUAUCGGUUGAGGAUGUGCGCCAGGCCUUCCAGGCAGUUGAUCCUCAAAUAAGUCCCGACAUCCUCACCAAGUACCUAAACCGCGCGUUCGCCUCGAAACAGGAGCCUGGAACCAAGGUCGAGACGGCGCUUUUGCUGAAGAGACUCCAGACCGGCAGCAUUAAAAGAGUUGGCAAGAAAUAAGUGGUCAAGAAAAGAAAUCUAAUUUUUAGCGCUUUGUAACAUGUUGAAUAUAUUGUAUAUAUGAUAAACAAAUAUUAGAAUUAAAAAACUUAACCAUG
This is a messenger RNA of Nematostella vectensis (starlet sea anemone), 2351 nucleotides long. Its product is annotated as translin-associated factor X-interacting protein 1. Lineage: Eukaryota; Metazoa; Cnidaria; Anthozoa; Actiniaria; Edwardsiidae. Gene Ontology annotation, cellular component: cytoplasm. The coding region runs from base 124 to 2253 and encodes 709 amino acids. The transcript has 18 exons. The record is from RefSeq and is a predicted model, not a curated record.